AUGGCAAAGAAAGCUGCUGCAUCAGCUCCUGCUGCGGCCGACGAGUCUGGCACAGUCGAUGUGAACGUGGCCGACUUCAAGCGCACCAGAGACUCGGUCAUUGUCGCCCUAGCAACUCUGCAGACCUCAGUCCAAGAUCUUUCUCGAGCAUACAUCCAGCAUGCCAACACUGUGUUGGCUCCAGGAAGCGGGGGCACACUCGAUGCCAAUCUCACCAACAUCCUCACCGAGUCAGGCCUGCUCGCCACUGGAAGCACUGCAGCCCCUCCUGCUGGCGCUGCUGUCGAGGAAGGCGGCAAGAAGAAGCGCAAGAGGACCCCUCAUGACCCCAACGCUCCCAAGCGCGCAUUGACACCCUACUUCCUCUACAUGCAGAGUGCUCGUGCUCAAAUCGCCAAAGAGCUCGGCAGCGAGGCAAAGCCCAAGGAAGUCGCCGAUGAAGGCACACGCAGAUGGCAAGAAAUGCCUCAGACCGACAAAGGCAUCUGGGAUGAGCAAUAUCAAAAGAAUCUAGCUGCCUAUCGCGUCAAGAUGGCCGCUUACAAAGCUGGUCAGAAGGUCCCCAGCGAUGAGGAGGCUGCUUCACUCGUCGAAGCUGGCAAAGCCCCAGAGCCUGCCGCAAUUGAGGAUGCCGCUGCUGAGACCGAAGAGGAGGACUCUCCCGAGCCGGUCAAGGCUCCUGAACCAGCACCAAAGGCAUCAAAGCGCAGAAAGACCACCGACACCCCAGCUAAGGCUGAGGCCGCUGCUCCUAAGUCGCCAGAGAAGGAGAAAAAGGGCAAGGGCAAGAAGCUGCCGCCGCCGCCGUUGCUGCACCAGAGCCCGAGAAGCAGCCAUGCAACUCGUUCCACGAGAGAUAAGCUCGUUACUUCACAGCUUGGCUUUCUAGCACAGCGGCGGCUGGCCAGAGGUGUCAGGCUGAAUCAUGUUGAGGCUUGUGCAUUGAUCGCGAAUAACCUCCAAGAGCUCAUUCGCGAUGGCAACCACUCCGUCGCCGAGCUCAUGUCCAUUGGCAAGACGAUGCUGGGCCGACGACACGUGCUUCCCUCUGUGAUCUCGACCCUCACCGAGCUCCAGGUCGAAGGUACCUUCACCACGGGGACAUAUCUUGUCACGGUUCACCACCCGGUCGCUUCGGACGAUGGUGACCUGGAGAAAGCCCUCUAUGGCAGCUUUCUGCCGGUUCCCAGCAAGGAUGCCUUUCCCCCAUUUGAGGCUCACGAGUACGAGGAGAAGAAGAUGCCGGGAGCCGUCAUAGUAAAGAAAGGCCCUAAUAUUCAGCUCAAUGAAGGUAGGAAGAGGAUCCAACUCAAGGUCACCAGCAAGGGAGAUCGACCGAUACAGAUCGGAUCACACUAUCACUUCAUCGAAACCAAUCCACUACUCUCCUUCGACCGCAUUGCGGCAUAUGGCUAUCGCCUAGAUAUCGCUGCAGGAACCUCGGUGCGGUUCGAACCCGGUGACACCAAGACAGUCACACUGGUCGAGAUAGCAGGACACAAGGUCAUUCGUGGCGGCAACGGACUCGCCGACGGACCUGUUGAUCUCUCACGCGCGGAUGAGAUCCUCCAAAAGCUACAAGCUGCCGGCUUCGCCCACGAAUCCUCCCCUCAGACCGACAGUUCGCGCCUCUCUACCUUCAACAUGACACGUGCAGACUAUGCGGGCAUGUUCGGUCCCACCACCGGUGAUCUCGUCCGUCUUGCUGCGACCGACCUAUGGGUCCGCGUCGAAAAGGAUCUCACGGUCUACGGCGAAGAAUGCAAGUUCGGCGGCGGCAAGACCCUGCGCGAAGGAAUGGGCCAGGCCUCGAAUCGCCCGGACGCCGAAGUCCUCGACACGGUCAUCACCAACGCUCUCAUUAUCGACUGGACUGGCAUCUACAAAGCCGAUAUCGGCAUCAAGAAUCAGCUCAUCGCCGGCAUUGGCAAAGCCGGCAACCCAGACGUCAUGCCAGGCGUGUCUCCCAACAUGAUUGUAGGCAACGGCACCGACGUGAUCGCCGGCGAGCACAUGAUCGUCACUGCUGGCGGCUUCGAUACGCACAUCCACCUGAUUUGCCCGCAACAGGCCUACGAGUCAAUCGCUGCCGGCAUCACGACCUACCUCGCUGGCGGCACAGGCCCCUCCCAGGCUCCAACGCCACAACCUGCACUCCCGGUAAACAGCACAUGCAAAGGCAACGACAGCGGUCCAAUCCCGCUCCGCGAAUCUAUCGAAGCGGGCGCAUGCGGUCUCAAACUCCACGAGGACUGGGGCACGCACCCUGCCGCCAUCGACGCCUGCCUGAGUGUCUGCGACGAGUACGAUGUCCAAUGCAUGAUCCACACCGACACACUCAACGAGUCCGGCUUCGUCGAAUCCACCGUCGCGGCUUUCAAAGACCGCACCAUUCACACCUACCACACCGAAGGUGCCGGUGGAGGACACGCGCCAGACAUCAUCAAGGUCGUCGAGUUGCCGAAUGUGCUGCCCUCCAGCACGAACCCCACGCGACCGUACACGAACAACACAUUGGAUGAGCAUCUUGAUAUGCUCAUGGUCUGUCACCACCUAUCUCGCAACAUCCCCGAAGACGUCGCGUUCGCCGAAUCGCGCAUCCGCGCCGAAACCAUUGCCGCCGAGGACGUCCUGCACGACUUGGGAGCCAUCAGCAUGAUGUCCUCUGACUCCCAAGCCAUGGGUCGGUGUGGCGAGGUCAUCUUGCGGACGUGGCAUACCGCACACAAAAACAAAGUCCAACGAGGACCACUGCCGGAGGACAAAGAAGAUGGGGAGGCGGAUAAUUUCCGGGUCAAAAGGUAUGUGAGUAAGUACACGAUCAAUCCUGCGCUGGCGCAGGGGAUGGGGCAUUUGAUUGGAAGUGUGGAGGUGGGCAAGUAUGCGGAUCUGGUGGUGUGGAAGCCGGCUAGUUUUGGGGUGAAGCCAAAUUUGGUGGUUAAGGGGGGAAUGAUUUCGUGGAGUAUGAUGGGCGACCCCAACGCCUCAAUCCCAACAAUCCAACCAGUCCUCUCCCGCCCCAUGUUCGGCGCCCUUACCCCGGCAAGCACAUCCAUAACCUGGACCUCCGCCGCCGCCGUCAAAGCCGACCUCCCGUCCAAGCUCGGCCUCAAGAAGCGUAUUGAAGCUGUGAAGGGAUGUAGGAAGGUCAGUAAGAAGGACAUGAAGUUCAAUGAUAGCAUGCCGAAGAUGAAGGUCGAUCCGGAACGGUAUGUGGUUGAGGCGGAUGGGGUGCGGGUUGGGGAGGGGCCUAGUGAGAGCUUGCCGUUGAGUCAGGCGUACUUCGCCUUCUAG
Cyphellophora attinorum is the source of this 3294-nucleotide messenger RNA. Its product is annotated as Urease. NCBI's taxonomy places the organism in Eukaryota, Fungi, Ascomycota, Eurotiomycetes, Chaetothyriales, Cyphellophoraceae. Gene Ontology annotation, biological process: urea catabolic process. Gene Ontology annotation, molecular function: urease activity; nickel cation binding. Bases 1 to 3294 code for a protein of 1097 amino acids. The transcript has 11 exons. Gene Ontology annotation, cellular component: urease complex. The record is from RefSeq and is a predicted model, not a curated record.